Messenger RNA from Folsomia candida, 4716 nucleotides. Its product is annotated as dynein heavy chain 8, axonemal. NCBI's taxonomy places the organism in Eukaryota, Metazoa, Arthropoda, Collembola, Entomobryomorpha, Isotomidae. The transcript is spliced from 13 exons. Gene Ontology annotation, molecular function: minus-end-directed microtubule motor activity; dynein intermediate chain binding; dynein light intermediate chain binding. Gene Ontology annotation, cellular component: dynein complex. Gene Ontology annotation, biological process: microtubule-based movement. The coding region runs from base 1 to 4716 and encodes 1571 amino acids. The record is from RefSeq and is a predicted model, not a curated record.
AUGUCCGAGGAGGAAAACACUCCUGACGAAGAAGGUGGUGAAGAGGAGGACGAACCAGCCCCCGAAGUCGCUGCAGGGUCGUCUGAGCCAGAAGAGGAGGAAGUCGCCGAAGGUGACGCUCCUUCAGAAACCCCAGCCCCCACUGCAGAUUCUGGCGGCCAACCUCCCGACAAACCCCCUGAGGAUAAGAAGCCGGAGGACGAAGACGAAGGGGAAGAUGACGAAGAUGCCUCCGAAAAGAAGGGAGGCAAGGUCACUCUGCCCGCCGAAAGUUCGCCCAAGGAGGUCGGAAAGGACAUGAAAAAGAGAAAACAUUCCAUUUCCGCUCAUCUCCAGGCCGAAAUCACAAAGCAGAAGAUCCUCCGAGCAAAACAGGACAGAGAAAAUAGACGCGCCGACCUUGACACGCAUCAUCUUUUCCUCAUCGAAACAGUCGCCUCUCAUUUAGACCUCAAACCCAAGGAUAUUGAAGAAUUCGUGAUUGAUGCGGCCGAAUAUAUGGCAAUUUUGGCCAGUUUCUUUGACAAGAAGGGGAAAAAGGGGGUCGUUUUCUGCUACCAGGAUGCCGACCCACCCGGACCCGAGUCUGGUCGUCCAGUCCAACAACCCACGAAAAAGGAGAAAAUGAAACGUCUCAUGGUCACGGAUGGGUCGGACAUUCCAAUGAAAGGAAUCUGCAUGUAUUUCUUCCGGACCGGACAUGAACACAAAAUCACCAUGAAAAACAUAGCGGAUGAAGUCUUCUUCGGAAUUUUGGACAUUCGUGACCCCGACGAACCUGGAAUUGUGUUGGAAAGCGUGCACCAUUUAUUGAAAAAUAUUUACCUCAAACAUUUGAAACUUAAUUCCACCUGGAUUUCUGUAAGUGAUCCGGAAACUGCGGCAAAAAUUAGGCUCCGAUUUUUAUCCAGUAUUGACCACUAUGCAGAAUUCCUGUUUGAUUCCCGUCACGACAUUGCGAGUCGACUCGACCUCCGCAACGUUUCCGAUAUGGAUGAAGUUUUCCAGACAUAUUUAAGAACCGCGGAGGAAGUAAUAGAAGCCUCAAAAAAUCCCGACAUUGUCGCCAAAGUCGAACAUACGGUGAUCAUGUGGUGCAAAAAUUUCGAAAAAGUUCUCGCCAUGUCGAAACAAAUGAGGAAAGAGACCGACACGAUGGGUCCACUCGCGGAAUUGGCGUACUGGCGAAAUCUUAUGGCCAAAAUGUGCUACAUUAUCCAACAAGUGCAGCAAAUCAAUGUUCAAAACUUCAUUCAAGUUUUGAUCCACUCAAAGUCUCGAGUUUUGAAGCGUUGGAAGGACGUUGACACGAGGGUGACCGACGAGUAUCACGAAGCCAAGGAUAAUGUCCGGUACAUGUACGCGUUGGAGAAAUUUUGCACGCCGCUUUAUCAGGUCGACCCUCCCGGAAUGAUUGAGCACAUCAACAGCAUGAUGUACGUGAUAAGGACGAUCCACACGACGUCGCGGUAUUACAACACGUGCGAAAAGGUUACCGCGUUGAUGGUCAAGAUAAGCAACCAAAUGAUUGCCUCGUGUCGUCGCUACUUAACGAAAGACGACACCGUCACGGCCUGGGCGCAGGAUAAGAAGGUCAUGCUGGAUAAGCUGAACAAAUGUAUCGAGCUCUACGACGUUUAUCGUAGCGCGUAUGAAGCAACCAAAGAAGAAUUGGCGGACAAUCCGGACGGAAAAAGGUUUAAUUUGUCCGUGAACAAUAUUUUUGGACGGUUUGAACAAUUCUGUGAGCGUUUGACGAAGAUUAUCCAAAUCGUGGAAAUCUUCAAUCUCUACACUCCCAUUCACGACUCGCAUAUUGACGGCCUCGAUGAAAUUUCCACGCGCUUGAAGAACCUCCACAAACAAAUUUUAGAGAAGACGUAUGACCCCUUCGAGUUCAGAAAGCCGUUCUUCGACACGGAUUUUGUCCUCAUUCGCAGCACGAUUGACGACAUUCAAGAAAACUUGGAGAAAUUUAUGGACCAAUCGAUCGAAGCUUGUCCGACUUGUAUGCAUGGUUUGGUUUUACUGGAGCGGUUUAAAAACCUAAAAAAUCCUUGUCUCGACAUCGACGGGAGAAAUUGGUACCUUUUUCAGUUCUACCACAACGAAAUUGAGCUAAUUUUACAGAUCUACGAAGCUGAAAAGAACGAGACUCCAAUCCCCCGUGGAUAUCCACCCUUUGGGGGAAAAAUUGCGUGGGCUCGGCACCUUUACAAACGCCUCGAACGUCCCAUGAAAUGGUUCGAAGAAAAAACCUCCAUCCUCAAACGGGACGAUGCCCGCCCCACGAUCAAACUCUUCAACGGAACCUGCAAGAAACUCGUCCUUUACGAAAUGCUCGUCCACGAAAGUUGGGUCAAAACCUGCAACUUCAUCUACGACGCCCUUGAAGCGCCCAUUCUCACCUUGCGCGGCACCGUCCGCCAAGAACUCGUCCUCAACUUUGACCCUUUCUUCCGCCAGAUUAUCGAUGAGACCGAAAUCAUCCGAAAACUCGGCCUCGAAGUCCCCGACAUUGCGCAAGUCGUGUACUACAAGCAGGAAAUGAUCUUCCACACGUACGAAAGAAUCAAAGGUUUGCUCGAGCGGUUUUUAGUCAUCAAGCAAAAAGUCCCGCAAGACUUAUCCGUCCUGAUGAGACCGCUGCUGAAAAAAGUCGAGAAAUCUUUCAUGCCCGGAGUGACAAAUAUUAACUGGACUUCGCUCAAAGGGGAGGAAUAUUUCGACUACAUUGACGUCCAUCAGAACGAUUUGGAAGGAAUUGUGAAGAAAACGCAGGAAAUAUUGAAUCUUCGAAUUAACCAGUUUCUCUACGAGAUUUCGCACACGUUGAUGAUCGAUUUUCCGGAAGAUCGCCCCAUGACGGUGAACGACUAUAUGGAAAUUAUUAAACGGUACGGCGUCGUCGUGGCGAAGGAUUUGGAGUACAAGUCGAGAAUGUGUGAGCAAGCGGUGGUCGAGUUGAUUAAUAUGUUGCUGAGAACGUGCGACAUGCCGACGCCGGUAGAGUCCCCGACCUUGUGGUUGAAUGCGAACAUGCCAAUCCCUAAUUUCAGAGAGGGCGAAAUCAUCGUAGAAAAACCCCCCGUCGAUCCCUCCAUCCAAAUGAAUACGAUGACGAAAGAAGAGCAGCAACACAUUUACGAAGAGAGUCGCAACGUGUUCGGAUUCUAUAAUCAGAAAUGUAUCGAAGCUCUGCAAAAAACGACGAGAAUCUCGCUCGACAUUUUACGCCAAAGGACAGAGGAGCCACAAGUGUCGAAACGAAAUCCUGGCAAAAUUCUGAACCGUGUCCCCGUAUUCACGGCGGAUUUGAUCCUCACAAUUCCCACGAUUCAGAUGAAACCGCAACUCGGCGAUAUGCAACAGCUCCUCAAUCGAAGCAUCGUUUUGAUCACGGAGUGUUUGAAACGUGUGGUCAUUUGGGGGCAGAGCAGGCGCACGUCGUUCGACAACAAGGCGGCAGACGCGUAUUAUAAGGACGUCUCAAAGUUGGAUGAAGCUGGAGCGAAUCCGUAUCCACGAUUGCAACCGGCCGAUGCAUUGUUACAAACCAUAAUCCCCCUCGAAAAUCUCAACUCUCGCCUCAAAAACAGCUACAAACCCGUCAUGGACUACAAAGACAUAAGCAAAAUGGUUCUCAUGAUGCAAACCGUGGUCCUCCAGGCCAAACAAACCGUACAAAACUUAAUCUACCAAUACUCCCAGUACAACUUUCUCUGGAAAGAGACGCGCGACGAGGAAAUCAAAGACAUCCUCGAAACCGACCCCGUCAUCACCGAGGUUGAAGCCAUCAUGCGGAGCUAUCGCGAAUUAGAGGACGAAAUCGAAGCCAUCGCCCCCUCCCACCGCGUCGGCCCGUUGGAAGUCCUCACCGCCGAAAUGAAGAUGGGUUUCCUCAUGGAAGUCAAAGAAUGGAAAAAUUCCCUCUGUCGCCAAAUGAGCGACAAGUACAAAGUCAAGGCGUUAGAGAUUUCCAAAUUCAUCGACGAAGCGAGCAAAGAUCUCAACACGCCGUUAAAAGAUAUGAACGACAUCCGCUUCGUGAUGACCGCGUUGGCAAACAUUCGCUCAAAACAGGUCGACAUUGACGUCGGAAUCAUUCCAAUUGAAGAAUGCUACACGUUUUUAGGGAAGGAAAAGUACAAAAUUCCGGAAGAAGAGUCCAACCGGGCGGACACGCUGCGCUACAAUUUCAAUCGGUUGCAAACCCGUGCCCUCGAAAUGCACGGACAGAUUUGCAACCUGCAGGAAAACAAUAAGAAGAAAUUGUUCGAAGCUAUUGCAAAAUUCAAGAACGAUUUGGCCAACUAUUACGCCAAGUAUGUCAAGAGUGGGCCCAUGGUGGAGGGGCUCGCGGCACAGAAUGCAUCCGAUCGCCUCGUCAUUUUUCAAGACGAAUUUGACGAACUUUGGGAACGUUACGUUAUGUUUAACGCGGCCGAAAAGCUGUUUGGCAUCAUUCCCACGGAAUAUCCCGAUUUGAUGAAGUUACAUCGGGAACUUUCUCUUCUUCAGAAACUUUACGGGCUUUAUAACGACGUCAUGCGGGCGGUGAAUGGAUACUACGAUAUAAAGUGGGGAGACUUGAAAAUUCCGAAAAUUUAUGUGGAAAUUCACGAAUUUCAGUCGAGAUGUAACGCCUUGCCGAAAGCGCUGAAGGGCUGGCCGGCGUACGAGGCGUUGAAACAGGUCAGAAUUAAAUAUGAUUAA